GCUUACAGUCUGCAGACGCUGACAGAGAUCUAGCGAUGGACCCACGCAGACGCUCCCAAUCCUGCGAGCCUCGGAUCCACUCUUUUCCUACUAACACGUUUGUUUUCCUAGGCUAUAUUUAACUCCUAUCCUCCCUGCCUUUUAAUGAGGCUUUGGAUGCGUAAUUGCGCCAUGCUUCCGCUCAACACUGUCUGCUUUUUUAUUCCCGGAGCCGAAAGGCAGCCCUCCGCCAUCGAGAGGAGGCUGGGGUUUUGUGAGCCGCUUGUCUGCUGAGCCUUGCGAGAUGGUGUAUCAAAACAAAACUAACCCGAGCUGCCUUUACUCCGCAGGGACUGGACCCACAGACAGGGACGCGUUAUGUGCAGGACACUUGUGAGAUGAAGGACAAGAAGAAGAAGAAAAAGAAAUAUUAGAUGUUUUGUUUUUUGGAAGUGGGAUGAUCGGGAUGGAUGUUUAUUUUGUUCAUCAUUUGCUGUAUACUAACACUGAAGUGAUGUGGGAAUAAAGUGCGAAUACCCGACUUCGAUGGCGAACACAAGCGAGUUGGGAGAGAGCAGCAGUCCGUCCUUCCACAACUAUGCGUCCGCGGCCUCUGCGGUCAAGCUGGCCUCCCUGGGUCUGAUCAUGGGCAUCAGCCUGCUGGGCAACGCGUCGCUGUCCCUGCUGCUGCUGAAGGACAGCUCCCUGCACAAGGCGCACUACUUCUUCCUGCUGGACCUGUGCCUGGCGGACGUGGUGCGCUCCGCCGUCUGCUUCCCCUUCGUCAUGGCAUCUAUCAGCGGCGGGUCAGCCUGGCCGUACAGCGCGCUCUGCUGCAAGCUGGUCGCCUUCAUGUCGGUGCUUUUCUGCUUCCACGUCGCCUUCCUGCUGUUCUGCGUCAGCGUCACCCGCUACAUGGCGAUCGCCCACCACCGCUUCUACUACAAGCGGAUGAAUGUGUGUACGUGCGCGGCGGUGAUCUGCAUGGUGUGGACGCUCUCUGUGGCCAUGGCGUUCCCCCCGGUGUUCGACGUGGGCACCUACAAGUUCAUCCGUGAGGAGGAGCAGUGCACCUUCGAGCACCGCUACUUGAAGGCCAACGACACGCUGGGCUUCAUGCUCAUGCUGGCGGUCAUCGUGGGCACGACGCAUGUGGUGUACGUGAAGAUGCUGUGCUUCGUGUACGAUCACCGGAAAAUGAAGCCAGCUCAGUUGGUGCCAGCUAUCAGUCAGAAUUGGACCUUCCACGGACCGGGGGCCACCGGGCAGGCUGCCGCUAAUUGGAUAGCCGGAUUCGGACGAGGACCAACCCCGCCGACCUUAGUGGGGAUCAGGCAAGCCUCUCACCCCGGAAACAGGAGGCUUCUGGUGCUGGAUGAGUUUAAAAUGGAGAAACGGAUUGGGAAGAUGUACUACAUAAUCAGCCUGACCUUCCUCAUUCUGUGGGCUCCUUAUAUAAGCUCAUGUUACCUGAGAAUAUUUGUGCGCGGAGCUCCGGUGCCGCAGCUCUACCUGAGCGCUGCGGUGUGGAUGAGCUUCGCCCAGGCGGGGGCCAACCCCAUCAUCAGCUUCCUGUUCAACAAGGAGCUCCGGGUGCGCCUCAGAGCCUGUUUCCCCUCAUGCCUGGGAACACAGACUCCCAUGGAGCCAUACUGUGUCACCUGAGGCCCCAAAAUACUUAAAAAGACACAUGUUGUUUCAGAAUGUACGCAGACUGCUCCCCAAAUGUGUUUGUACACACACAUACAUAGGGAUGAUGUGGAGGGUGAACCCACUUCUCAUUGCUUCUAAUAUUUAUUUAAUUGCUUUUUUUGUUCAUGGCAAAUAUAAUUUGCUUUUUUAAUCUGACAAAAACUUGAAUGUGAUAUAAAGUAAAGCUACAAAAAGCAUAUGAUUUGAUGGUUUUUCAAAACAAUCCCCUUUGCCAUUUGUUUUAUUGGCUUCACAGUAGAGCGGGGUCAGUUGGGACACUUAUGUAUCUACACGAAAUAACUUUGAUUUCAUACGUUACUUCGACAAUAAUGACAAUAUUUGAAUGCUUAAACAGAUAUUGGUGCCUGCUGACAAUCAAACACGUGUUUUAAUGCCCAACCAAACAUGAAAGGCACACAUUUGUAAAAGGUUACCUUGUUUAGGGCAAAACAAUUGAAAAAUACAAAUGUGCAGUCUUAAUUUGAACACCAUAGUUCAUAUUUACAAUAUAAUUUGCUUUAAAACUUCUGGGGAAAAAUAAAAAUGAUAACGGUUUCUAACAAUUGCUGCCACUUGAGUAAACAUUGUGUCAGUGACGUAACAUUAUGGUCUCCUUAUGUCAUGUCUUUUUUGUUAUUAAAAACAAACUAUAAACAAUACAGUCCCAAUUACAUUUGUGGACAUGCCUCUACCAUCCCUGAGAGAGCAGACACACUUAACAUCUGAAAUGGGCUUUUAUAAGCUGCAAUUUAUGAAACUGUCUUUAAAAUGUGAGGACAUUGACGUUUAUGCUCAAAUGAAUGAUGCAUUCACACCAGACGCAAAGCAAAGAUUUACCAACUCGCACAAGUUUUAAUGCGGCAUCAUUUUAGUUUACUCCGCAAUAUCAGAAUGAGGCCGAAGUAACUACACACUUAAACAAAUGAGUUAUUAAACCAUGAAUUAAUGCUUUGGCAAGUGUAUCUGAAGACAGCAGGCAAAAAACAUUUGAAAUGCUAUGCUAAUCAGGCCAUGCUAAGCUAACGAUGUUGCUCCUCCAUCCAUACUCAAAAUAACGUCAGAUAGACAUGAAGUGAAUACAGGCGGAGAUUCUUACUGCUGAUUGGCUUGCGUGAGACAGCGUCACGCAAAUGACUUGUUCAAGUUGAAAAAAUUGAACUCUUGCAAAUUGCGCAGCGUUAUUAGCAAUUCCGUUGCAAAUCUGCUUCUAUCGGCGUCUUUGCAUUUACUUUACAUGUAAUCCCGCCAUGGGAAAAAAUCCACUUUACAUCCAGUGUGAACGUCUGAGCAUUGUGAAGAGCAGAGAUGCUUUUUGAGGAAAAGUACCAACUGAGCCCGCUCUCCCCUAGGUGACACUUAUUCCAAAUAUAGGGUAAGUAUGACAUGUAGCCUUCUGUGUCAUGUUAUGUCCUAUUUUUGGAGAUUAUUUUUCAUGUCCUAUCAACUUUAUCGGUCCACAACAAUAUUGUACAUGAAUGUUACUUUGGCUAUUUGUAUAUUUUCAAAUUGUAUCCCGGCACACUCGUUUGCCUUUUGAUGACUGAAACACAACAGAGCUCUUUUAUCAGCUGAUCAGAGCCAGUUUCUCUGUGGCACACUGGCUUUCUAGUCGUUUGGAUACCACAAAUGAGACACAGAUCUCAGUAUAUUUUUUAAUGAGGACAGCAAGUGUCCCAUUUGUAAAUACUGUAUAGCCUCAUUUCCAUCAUUCUUUCUGCUUUUUUCUUUUUUUUUACCAGAUGGUAUAUUUCCUAAUCCAUUGGGACUCCUUGUGUUUAAAAAGGUGUUAAAACUCACUUUAAAAAAGGUAUUUUGCAAAUUCUUCUUCUUCAUGGGUCAGUUCUGUUGGGUUAUCCUUGAAUUAUAUUCUUUUCUACAGAUAUGCACAUAAACAUUUUAGCAAUGUGGUGCUUUGGAAAGGAUGUUUGCAUUGUUUGUAUUUCUCAGCAAAUAAAUAAGAAAUGAAGAUA
This is a messenger RNA of Gymnodraco acuticeps, 3641 nucleotides long. RefSeq names its product G protein-coupled receptor 27 (gene gpr27). The record is from RefSeq and is a predicted model, not a curated record. Gene Ontology annotation, molecular function: G protein-coupled receptor activity. Lineage: Eukaryota; Metazoa; Chordata; Actinopteri; Perciformes; Bathydraconidae. Gene Ontology annotation, cellular component: plasma membrane. The transcript has a single exon. Bases 526 to 1644 code for a protein of 372 amino acids. Gene Ontology annotation, biological process: G protein-coupled receptor signaling pathway.